Messenger RNA from Corylus avellana, 5793 nucleotides. The record is from RefSeq and is a predicted model, not a curated record. NCBI's taxonomy places the organism in Eukaryota, Viridiplantae, Streptophyta, Magnoliopsida, Fagales, Betulaceae.
UCCAAGGGUCAAUUCUAAUAUGCUGCAAUACAUAUAUCUUACUGGAUCGAGACUCUAAUAAUUUGCUGCUUUAAUUGGCUGCAAUUGUGAGAGAGUCUAUGAUUGAGCGGUCAUAUAUGAACUCUCUCACCCUAAAUAAUUUAGCGAGUAAUUUGCUAUCUAGACAAUUUAGACAACAUAUUGAUGGAGACGAAUACCCUAGCUCCUAAGACACGGAGCGCUGCACAGGAGGGAGCUCAGCUUGGGGAGGAGGGAUGGCCUUGCUGCCUCCCUCCUUCCUUUGCCUCUCUACGCAUGGUGAGCUAACCUAUUUACCUGAUGUACCCUAACUCCUUUGCUACCUUCCUCCUCCCCUCGCCCUCUUUGCCUGUGCAGUUUUUCCCCGUCUCUUCCGCCUCUUUUCCCCUCCAUCCCUCCCCCUUUUUUUUUCCUCUCUCUGCUCCUCUCUGUUUUCUCUUGUGCGGUGUGGGUAACCCUUGGGAUUCCCCACGUUUUGCUUUUGAUCCCAGCUACAGCCUUCCCCGUUUCUCUACCUCUUCAGGGUGUCGCCAUUUUCCUUCGCUCCGGUCUCCGGCGGGUGCAAAUCUGGGGUUUAGAUCUGUUUCUUACUGGCUUGCUCGGCAAACGACGCGCUUCGACUCCGCCUCCACUCCUUCUCCGAUCCGUGCUCCAGCGUCCAAGCCGCCACUCCAUCACCAUCUCUAGUGCCUGCAGGCAAAACAUAAUUCCGUAGCAGCCUUCCUUCAUUUCCUUUGGACUUGCAAAGAAGCAAAAAUGGAUGAGGUUAAGAGACUACAUCCCUCUCCCUUUCUCCAAGUAUUUUUUGAACGAAUGGCAUCAGGGGAGUUCCUUCACAUCUUUCGGGGACGAAAAGUCUGCGAGGGACUUUUACACAAGUUGAAGAUAUCGUUGUUGUCCAUGAGUGCACUCUGUGAAGACGCGGAGGAAAUACAAUUUACAAAUCCUGCUGUGAAAGAUUGGCUCGAUGAGUUGAAAGAUGCUGUCUAUGAUGCAGAGGACACCUUGGAUGAGAUAGAUUCUGAACUCUUGCAACGUAAGUUGGAUGCUGAAUUUCAAACAACUGCAAGUAAGGUACGAAACUCCAUUUCUACUUUUCUUAGUCCUUCUGUUAAGAAGGUAGAGCCAAAGAUAAAAGAAGUACUAGACAAACUAGAAUAUUUAGCAAAACAAAAGGAUGCUCUAGGUUUGAAAGAAGGUGUUGGAAGAGAAUCAUCAAAAAGAUUGCCCACGACUUCUUUGGUUGAAGAAUCUGGUAUUUUUGGUAGGGAUGAUGAUAAGGAAAAAAUAAUAAACUUAUUGCACUUAGAUGAUGGAUGUGUCAUUGAAAAUCUGUAUGUGAUUCCCAUAGUCGGCAUGGGGGGAAUUGGCAAGACCACCCUUGCUCAGCUAGUAUACAAGGAUAAGAGGGUGAAUGAGCAUUUUAACCUUCAAGCAUGGGUUUGUGUAUCAGAUGAGUUUGACAUGUUAAAGGUAACGAAAACAAUUCUAGAGGAAGUGGGCUCGUCUACUAAUGAUGAUAGUAAGAAUCUAAAUCAGCUUCAACUUACAUUACAGGAGAAAUUGAUGGGGAAGAAAUUCCUAAUUGUUUUAGAUGAUGUAUGGAACGAGAAUUAUGCUGAUUGGAAGGUCUUAAGUGGUCCAUUUGAAUCUGGGGCACAAGGAAGUACGGUCAUUGUAACAACACGCAAUGACAGUGUUGCAUCAAUGAUGCGCACUGUUCCAACUCAUUAUCUCAACAUGUUAUCAGAAGAAGAUAGUUGGUCACUAUUUGCAAAACAUUCAUUCCCCGAUGGCAAAUUUGAUGCACGUUCAGAGCUAGAAGUAAUAGGUAGACAAAUUGUGAAAAAGUGUGAAGGUUUACCUUUAGCGGUCAAAGCAAUUGGGAGUAUCUUACAAUCUAAAUUAGAUGUUGAUGAGUGGGAGAGGAUAUUGAAGAGUGAAUUAUGGGAUUCGCCAAUAGACUACACAAACAUUCUUCCUAGUUUAAGAUUAAGCUACAAAUACCUUCCCUCACAUUUAAAGCUAUGCUUUGCUUAUUGUUCAAUAUUCCCAAAGGGUUAUGCAUUUGAAAAAGAUCACUUAAUAUUAUUAUGGAUGGCCGAAGGUUUAUUGCAAGAACCUAGAAACAGAACAAUGAAAGAAGUUGGUGAAGAUUAUUUUUGUAAUCUUGUAUCAAGAUCAUUAUUCCAACAAUCAUGCGGUAAUAAAUUAGGUUUUGUAAUGCAUGAUCUUGUCAAUAAUUUGGCAAACUUUGUAUCUGGGCAAUUUAGCUUUAGGCAGGAGAGUAACAAGACACGUCACUUGUCGUACUUUAAAACAAGAUUUGAUAACUUCGAGAAGUUUGAGGCUCUUUACAAGGUUAAGCGGCUGCGCACCUUCCUGCCAUUAGAAUUUUCCAUAAGAGACAACAAUUUAACUAAAAAAGUACCUCAUGAUUUAUUGCCAAAGCAAAGAUACUUACGGGUUCUCUCUUUGUCUCACUAUGAGAAUGUGACUAACUUGCCUGACUCAAUUGAUAAAAUCAUACAGUUACGUUAUUUGGACCUUUCUUUCACUGCAAUUAGAAGCUUGCCUAAUUCCCUGUGUAAGUUGAUCAAUUUGCAAACACUCAAGUUAUCAUGUUGUUACAAACUUGUUGGAUUGCCAAGGGAUAUGCGAAAACUCAUUAAUCUACGACAUCUUGAUAUCACCGGGACUAGAUUAAUAAUGGAGAUGCCGAUACAAUUGGGUAGCCUAAAAUAUCUCCAAACAUUGACUACAUUUAUAAUCAGCAAAACUAGUGGGUCCUGCAUAGGAGAGUUGGGAAAACUUACAAAUCUUCGAGGAAAGCUUACUAUUUUGAAUCUUCAAAAUGUUGUCUUUUCUGAAGAUGCAUUGGAUGCAUGCUUGAAGGAGAAGAAACACAUUAAGGAUUUGGUGUUGGAAUGGAAAGCUGAUACUGAUACUGAUGUUUUAGAAAGUCAAAGAACUAUACUUGACAGUCUCCAGCCUCAUUCAAAUCUAGAAAGUCUUACAAUCAAAUAUUAUAGCGGCAAAAGCUUUUCAGAUUGGGUAGGGCAUCAUUCAUUCUCUAAUAUAGCAUCUCUUUAUCUAUACGAUUGUAAAUAUUGCUGCAGCUUGCCACCACUUGGGCAGCUACCCUCUCUGCAUGACCUUUCUUUCAUUCAAUUUGAUGAAGUUGUUAAAGUGGAUCGUGAGUUUUAUGGCGACGGUUCUUUUUCAAUUAAGCCAUUUGGAGCCUUAAAAGUUCUAAGAUUUGAGCAAAUGUCGAAGUGGGAGGAAUGGUUAAGUGAAAGUGGAGAUUUUCCUCUUCUUCAAGAGCUUUAUAUAUAUGAUUGCCCUAAGCUAACAAGAGAGUUGCCCAUCCAUCUUCCUUCUCUAAUCAAACUUGAGAUCAUGGAAUGUCCGCUACUAGUGUCUUCACUCCCAAGGGCUCCUUCUAUAUGUCAAUUGAAUCUAACAGGCUGUAAUAAGGACCUGUUGAAGGAUUUGCCAACCAAAAUACAGAUUCUCAAAGUUGGAGGAUUUGAUGCACUAGAUUCCCGAGCCAUUGGAAUGAAGGAGUCCAGCUAUUCUCUCCAAGAGUUAGAAAUCUCUAACUGUUCCUCAUUUUCAAUGGGUGAUUUACCAUCUACUUUAAAAUCCAUUUCCAUCACAGACUGUCAGAGGUUAGAACUUCCGAUGCACCAAAUCUUUUCAUCCCUUAAAAAGUUGCACUUGGAAAAUAUUAAUGAUUCUUUCAGGUCCUUGCCAUUGGACUUAUUCCCAAACCUUUCUCAUAUCUUUAUCUUUAGGUGUGUGCAUUUGGAAACUCUUACAAUUUCAGACCAACUUGGUCUUGAUUUAAUGAUCUUGCACAUGCGAAUCAUAAAUUGCCCUAAUUUUGUAUCUUUUCCAAAAGGAGUAUUUCGUGCCUCCAAACUUACCUUGCUUUUACUCUGGAGUUGUGGUCGUUUAAGGUCACUACCUGAUAAAAUGCACGUACUCCCAUCUCUUGAGGAAUUGCAAAUAGUCGAUUGUGAAGAACUUGAGUCUUUUCCUGAUGGGGGUUUGCCUUGUAAUCUGAAAUCGGUUUCCAUCAUCGAUUGUGACAAUCUCGUUGCUGGACGAAUGGGAUGGGGUUUGCAAAAGCUCCCAUUUCUUAAAAAUUUGUCUAUUUGUGGUGAAAGGGGAGAUGUGGAGUCCUUUCCGGAGGUGGGAUUGCUGCCCACCAAUCUGACUGCUCUUCAAAUAAAGAAUUUUCCAAAUUUGAAAUCUUUGGAUAAGGGGCUUCAACAGCUCACCUCUCUUGAAGAAUUGCUGAUCGAUAACUGCCCUAUGCUUAAGUACAUGCCAGAAGAGGGCUUGCCUGCCUCUGUUUCUGUUUUACGGAUCGACUAUUGUCCUUUGAUAAAGAGACAAUGUCAGAGGAAAAAAGGAAAAGAAUGGCGCAAAAUUGCUCACGUCCACCUAAAAAUGAUGGAUGAUGAAUUGAUUGAAUGAGCAAAAAGUUUAGCAAGAAUCUCCACUUAGAAAAUGUUUGAUCAACAGAAUUUAGAAGAUCUAAAAGCUCGAUUAUGACUACACAAAGCAGAUGCGGGGGUAUAGAAUCUGUGGCGCCGCUCCUCACAUCAUCUAAUGCACAUGUACUCAAAGACUAGUGAUGACCUGUUGAACUUGUUGUGUAGUGCCAAAUCAAGAUUCCGGGAAAUUUUUCCGAGUUUUUAUUUUCUUCGGCAGUGUGGGAUCUGAAUUACUAUUAAAAUGUGUUUUCUUCUCAUAACUGGUUGCCUACUAUCUAGCCCGUUCUGAAGUUAGUGUGGUUAUGAUGCUUUCAAUUAUCAAAUUUUUGAGAUGAGAAACUAUAGAUGGGGUAUUAACGGGUCACAUUAUCUGCUGACUAAACAAUGCAGGAGCCAGGAGAAUGAUUUGAUAUUGGGCGGCAAGGGAGGAAGGGUCUUAACCUCAGAUGUCUUAUUACAGUGAAGAUUGAAGUUGUACCAACCAGAUAGUGGCAAGCUUCAACAGCUUCCACAAUAUACGCCUUGUUAGUUCUUGUUGGCUAAUUCGGUGAUCACUCCAAAGCACCAUCAAGACUCAUCCACUUUGCAAGGCUGUCAAGUUGAUUUCUUCUCCAAUCCUAGUGGCCGUCCGGACAUGGAGCUAAGCUGUCUGAACGUGGAAACCCGAAAGUUCCCCAAGCACUGGCUGUCCAGAUGACAAGCUCCCAUGUCCAGACGGGAUUUCCAGUGAGCCCAUUUUCUGUCCUCCGCAAGGCCCCGUCCGUACAGGCACUUACCCUGUUCGGACAUCCCGUAUGUAUUAUGCCAAGAAUGUGUUUUUUAGUGGGUCCAGAUCUAGGGUUUUGUAUAUGAUAUAAAUACAUUCUUAUAAAACUGAAGAGGUACGAAAUUUCACCCCAGGUAUCAUGAGAAGCUGUGCUUAGAAAGAAUUUUUGUGUGAGCCUAAUCAUUCCUCUUAGAGGAUUAUUUGUUAGUUUCAUUGUGCUUGAUUGAAUAGUCUAUCGGAAGGGUCUGGUUAAGAAGAAUUACGUUGAAGGAGAUUGUGAACGAGAAGACAAGUUGGAGGCUUGUCGAUCUUACAGAGUUAAGGUCUUGCAUCGAGUUGUAAGUGUUCUUAGUGUUUAUAAUCUCUGAACAUCUUUCUGAUAGUGAUUUAUUGGGUUUGGCUACCCCGGAGAGGUUUUACUUUUAGAGUGUUUUCUAAAAGGUUUCCUCUUCGUUACCAAAAUCUUUGUGUUUGAUUUUAUGUAUUUUGGUGAUUGUUUGCUCA